AUGAAUCUAUUCAAUCUCUGGAUCCUGCUGCAGGUCUGCUAUAUUAUCGAAUCCGGCCGGCAGGGCGAAUGCUUCUGGCUAGACCAUCGCGGGGAUUUGAAGCACAAGCAAGAUCUGAAGGAGGAUUACAUUGGUAACACUGUUAAAGAAAUGAAAUACCGCAAAAAGACAUAUUCCAAGUGGCUGUGGGCCUCUGAGGUCCUGCCAGAGGCUGGGAUCCCACAAGGGGACGAUCUGACUGAUGGAAUGCGGGAGAAUGAGGUGGAUGAAUGUAAGGUCCCGCUGGGAGUCAAAUUCCAUGCACCUCAAUUCUCAGCUGAGAACUAUGGAGACGACUUGAACGGCCUUACGGUCUCCGACUUUGUCAACAACCCGGCCAGGAUAAAUUGGAUUACGGAACGUUCGCGAAAGAGGGUGCGGGGUGGAAAUCCACUUCUUCCAAUUUUGCACCCUCGUGCCAAUCUCUCUGAUGCAAACCCCCAGGUCAUCUGGGACGACGUGAAUAAACAGGAUAUUCCCGUUGAUUGCAUGACCGACGAUUACUACGAUGAGAAUGACAACCUUGUCGAACCGGGGAAUGACGAUCGAUGCGUCUUCAUGCACAUCGAGGCGUUCCAGGACCAGAUUCAACGAUGUCGCGACAAAGACUUUAUCGACAAGAACGUUCCUUCAGAUUUUUCUAAGAGGUCCAUCGGCGACGGCCCCGUUGCUAAUCAACCCCCACCGUCCUUACGUGAACGGCACGCACGAACUCUUGUCAACGACAAGAACCGACUCGGCGGCGGCAGCAGCACAAAGCAACUCUGCGAGAACCCUCACUCGCUUGGCCCCAGCUACGCAAACCACAAGGAGCGCUAUUUCUGUCGCAUGACCGACAAGACGCUGUGGCCCUUCUGCGACAGCAAGGCUGGGGUCUUGCACGACUGUUUCGACGCUGAGGCGGAGAUCCUUUUGGAGAAGAACAAGCCUCUAGGCAAGCGGGCGCACCACUGGGAUAUCAUUGAGGACUGGCAAUCUGGUCAGAGGGUCAAGAGGGCUGCUUAA
Molecule: messenger RNA, 1044 nt
Organism: Diaporthe citri
Lineage: Eukaryota; Fungi; Ascomycota; Sordariomycetes; Diaporthales; Diaporthaceae
Exons: 3
Coding region: 1-1044 (347 amino acids)
Source: RefSeq, a predicted model, not a curated record